CAGAGGUGUUGAUAUCAGAGAGCAUCGCGUAGAGUUGGCUGGAGUCGGCUGUAUGUCGUCACUCAUCGCCGUCGUGCCUCGAGCGAUGAGAUGGGUCAAUGGCGUCUCGCUAAUUACAGAAACAGCCUGAUCUGCUUCGGCAUCUUGUUCACUUUGUCAGUCACUUCCAGUCACUUCGCGGACUGGUUCACAGAGACCUGCGACCUGCUCCCGAGGCAUUUGCCUAACCGAAACCUAGCAUCGCGCACACUCCGUGUUAUGUCAGCUAUAUGUCAUCUUACUGCACGUGAUGUAAUACAUAAUAUUCUGAAUACCGACAAUUCUCUGUCUUGUUUGGAUUUACUAAACAGAUCUGGCGCAUGCAAGUCUCGGCACAGUGUCCCGAGCAGUAAACAAACCACCAGCAACAAACAGCAGACACAACCGCCAGAGAACCCGGGGUAUCGACGCAGCGGCAGGUGGUCAGUGUUAUCUAAUGAUCGGCGGGUAACGAAGAGCAGCCCAAAGCCGAGAUCCAAACCGAGGCGGCAGCCGUGGGUUUGUUUACUCGGUUCUUUAUCUGCACUCCAAACCCUUCUGCUCGCCGCACCUCACCGGCCCAGCACGCCUCUCGCUUGACAAGUCAUGUUCCUAAACUGGCCGUGUUUACAUAAUAGUCUCUACCUUGGCUCAAUAAACAACUCCUCGCCAAUCUGCUCCCGACUUCCGUCUCCCCUAAUUCUCUGUCUCUUGUUUAUCUCUCCAUAGAUCAUCUCUCUUCCCUCUCUCCGACCUCUCUGCAACCCUCUCUGCAACCCUCCCAUCAUCCUGCGCACAAUGUAGGUUUGCUCUCUGCUUUCUCGCCGGCGAUCUUCCCGCAAAUCCCUCUUCCAUCCUAUCUUCAUCCUAUCUUAUCUGACACUGACACCUCCUUUUCCCCAC
This is a messenger RNA of Myxozyma melibiosi, 921 nucleotides long. RefSeq lists its product as uncharacterized. Bases 91 to 618 code for a protein of 175 amino acids. The record is from RefSeq and is a predicted model, not a curated record. Lineage: Eukaryota; Fungi; Ascomycota; Lipomycetes; Lipomycetales; Lipomycetaceae. The transcript has a single exon.